GUGUAGGUCUUCCCAGGGCACCUAUCUCCGGUACGCCCUUUGUCAUCAUACCCUACAGCAUCCUCUAGUCACCGACGAGUCCUCAUGGGAGUAAUGUACUUGGUGUUCUAGACAAGGCUAAUUUUCGUUUCUCGCCGUCCCUCACCAACCAACCAGCCGGGAGUACUUCGAUGUACUGCUCGUGUGAGAUCCUGCUACCAUGCCUGCGCUCGACAGCGGCAGAGACAACGACUCUCCGAAGACCUUGAACCCUUCCACGGCGGUUGCCACCCUAACUCGACCUCACAUCCCUCUAUCCACCCUACGGAAACCCUCAAUCGAACCAGAAAAGCUGCUACAGUGGAACACCGCCAGCCUAGGCUUGAGACUAGGUGCGGACCUUACAUCUGCCGCGAGCGCGUCGGCUUUAAUAGCACCAGUGAUAUGCGUAAUAGACCGUUCGAUAGUUGAAAAAGUCGCCAAAGGCGCAUCCCUUUCAUCAUGCCUUCUGCGCUCGCUGCGUCCGGCCAUUACUCGCCCGCAUGCGUUCCUCUUCUCUAGGCCCUUCCUUCUGAUCUUCGGCCUGUACUUCUCGACGUACAUGACCGCCAACACGGUUGACACUCUCACGUCGACUCUGACCUGCAAACAAGCAUCCUCCGUCUCCUCUGGACCCACAAAAUUCUUCGCAAUAUCGUCCGUGAACAUGAGUCUGUGUGUGUAUAAAGACUCGUGUUUCGCGCGUAUGUUCGGCGCGCCGUCGUCGUCUCCCGCAGCCGUGGUACCCAGGCUAUCAUAUGCGUUGUUCGCCAUCCGAGACAGCAUGACGAUAUUCGCUUCUUUCAACCUCCCUCCCAUCAUCGCACCACAGCUGGCCAGCCUUCCUUCCGCCAUAACAUCACGAUUCUCGAGAAUCCUCAGCACCGAAUCUGGACGAGCGAACACCGCACAAUUCCUGGCUCCUGCAGCGAUACAGAUGAUUUCCACGCCGAUUCAUCUUCUCGGUUUGGACUUGUACAACAGACAAGGGCGCCUGGGUUUCGCUGAGCGAUAUCCUCGCAUUCUGAGGGACUGGGGUGUCAGCGCUCUUGCUAGAAUGGGCAGGAUCAUCCCUGCAUUCGGCGUCGGCGGCGUCGUUAAUGCUAACAUGCGCAAGAAUCUAAUGACCAAGAUCGAGGGCAGUUGAAUCCCCCAGAAAAGAAAGGUUUAGAGGCGUUGAUGGCCGGGGUUUCUGUCCAGCGUUGCUCUCAACAGUCGGGCUUCUGGUGAUAGACUCUUAUUGCUGUUUUUCGUGUCGACACUGGCACAGAUACUAACGACGGUCGGCAAAGUCUUCAUUGGCGAUUGACAUAUGUUUCCAAGCAUGGCGUUAUGAUGCUGGCGCACAUGGAUGGAUGGACUGGUUGAAUAUGGGAUUUGUACUCAACUAGAGUAUGCCCGUGAGCAUGCUUUUGGAAACUGUUAUGAUGUUAAUGGCCAAUUUCGUGGGUCACUUGCACAGCACACAACGCUCUUUGUUUCUGUGAGAAAUGGCAUAUGGGAAGACUUCAGGUCCAACACCCUUUAUGAGUGACGGUCACUCUAGGCUCAAUAUUUUCACUAGCAGAGGCUUAGCAUAUCGCGAAGAGGCCCCUCCGCCAAUGUCACCGUCUAAC
Exophiala xenobiotica is the source of this 1634-nucleotide messenger RNA. RefSeq lists its product as uncharacterized. The transcript is spliced from 3 exons. Gene Ontology annotation, cellular component: mitochondrion. The record is from RefSeq and is a predicted model, not a curated record. Lineage: Eukaryota; Fungi; Ascomycota; Eurotiomycetes; Chaetothyriales; Herpotrichiellaceae. The coding region runs from base 200 to 1165 and encodes 321 amino acids.